Molecule: messenger RNA, 1259 nt
Organism: Nerophis ophidion (straightnose pipefish)
Lineage: Eukaryota; Metazoa; Chordata; Actinopteri; Syngnathiformes; Syngnathidae
Product: caspase-3-like
Exons: 7
Coding region: 105-971 (288 amino acids)
Biological process (GO): proteolysis; erythrocyte differentiation; keratinocyte differentiation
Cellular component (GO): cytoplasm
Source: RefSeq, a predicted model, not a curated record
AGCGUCUCUCAUUGGCUGAGCGUUUCAGGUCGCUGUACUUCCAGGUUUGAGAAGUGAAGUUAAGGUCCUUUUCACGACGCUCCCUGACGUUCUGUGGAAGCAACAUGGCUCAGACUGGAGGUGAGGACACGUUGGACGCCAAGUUCUUUUCAAAGAGGAAGCAUCCAUCCGAUGCAGACAGACAGAAAGCUGAGGAAACUGACUCUGUGCCCACCAGCAAAGCAUCAGCAUGUGACCCGUACCGUUACAAGCUGGACUACCCACACAUGGGAAUCUGCCUAAUUAUAAACAAUAAGAACUUCCACAGAAGUACAAAAAUGAGUACUCGCAAGGGGACGGAUGUGGACGCUAAACUUGCCUUCCAGACGUUUGCUGAGUUUGGUUAUUCUGUUCAAGUUGUCAACGAUCAGACUGUGAAGCAGAUGAAGAGUCUGAUGCUCAGCACAUCCCAAGAGGACCACAGCAACAGCGCGUCAUUCGUGUGCGUGCUGCUAAGCCAUGGCGACGAGGGCGUGAUAUAUGGAACUGACGGCUUUGAACAACUUGAAAUUCUGACCAAACCUUUUAAAGGAGAUCGCUGCAGGUCUCUGGUGGGAAAACCAAAGCUCUUCUUUAUACAGGCGUGUCGUGGCUCAAUGCUGGAUGAUGGAGCUGAGCUUCAGGCCGACAGUGUAGAGGAGCAAAAUUCAGAGAGAAUACCGGUGGAGGCGGAUUUCCUCUAUGCCUAUUCCACAGCCCCAGGCUACUAUUCAUGGAGGAACACGCAGAAUGGUUCCUGGUUCAUGCAGGCGCUGUGCAACAUGUUGCAGCAUCACAGAGGAGAGUUGGAGCUGAUGCAGAUCAUGACCCGUGUCAACAACACCGUGGCGAGGCACUUUGAAUCCGACUGUAACCUCCCUGGGUUCACCGGCAAGAAGCAGAUCCCCUGCAUCGUCUCCAUGUUAACCAAAGAACUUUACUUUCCUAAGUAGCUUUCUUUUUUUAAAUAUAUGUUCAGCUAGUAAAUAAUCAGGUUUUUGUGAAGUGAAAUGACUUGUCUGCAGUUGUUUUAAAAUUUAAAUGAAAUGACCACGAGAGGCCGCCAGACAAACAUUUGGGAGCUGUACACCAGUGGUUCUCAACCUUUUUUCAGUGAUGUACCCCUGUUAAAUUUUUUUUAAUUCAAGUACCCCCUAAUCAGAGCAAAGCAUUUUUGGUUGAAAAAGACAGCACUAUGUCAUCAGUUUCUGAUUUAUUAAAUUGUAUAACGGUGCAAAAUA